Messenger RNA from Durusdinium trenchii, 1313 nucleotides. The record is from the annotation of a GenBank genome assembly. NCBI's taxonomy places the organism in Eukaryota, Dinophyceae, Suessiales, Symbiodiniaceae.
AUGCUGAUGGUGAUCCACUAUUUGCAGUCCCUGCAGCCUCCCGUGGUGCCGAACCUCCAGCAGGAUUGGCCCGAAUGGGAGACGGACUCGCACCCUGUGAGCGAUCUGAAGUGGGGCAUGGAGAAUAUUUGUGAGACCCGCUUCUUCGACAAGGUCGACGAGCUCAGGCGCAACCCAUCGGCCAACGACACGAGCGACGCGGAGCUGCUCAUUGGAUUCUUCAACUACUAUGGCUGGGUCUUCGAUUGGUCAGAGAAUGCCGUGUGCAUCAGACUCAAUGGCCCGGGCCGCUUCGUGGACAAGUUUAGUCUUCAUCCGCGCGUGGCGGAUGCCGAGCAGUGGCACAUCGAAGACCCCUUCGACGUCCGCCACAACUUGGCGAAACAUUGCACAGCAGCAGGACGCAAGCGGAUCCUACGAGCGAUGCGCCAUGCCUCCUCGCACUUGGCCUCCGCGAAGCUCACGGAUGUGUGUGGGCCCAAAGCUCAUCGCAGCUGGUUCCUGAAGUGUAAGGUGGACGCGAGCCUCAGCGCAGAGGCGCUGCUGGAGAAGUUCAGCGGCUACGAACUGCUCAGGAAGCAACACGGCUUGGAUCUAGAGAACCGUUUGACAGGAACCUCUUUGGAUGUUUACUGCGUCCAAACCUGGUCGCACGACCGGAUGGCGCCAGUCGUGCGAGCACAUGGCGCAUGGCGCCGCGCGGGUGCGGACGCGCUGCUGGCGCUGUGGAGGCGGUCGGCUGAAGCGAAAGCCCACAUGGCGCAGCUGAAGCAAUGGGGAGAGGCCUUCCUGGAAUUUGCCUCUCAGCCGGCUCGAAGAUCAGCGCAAAGCCUGAAUGAUUCCUAUUGUGCGAACUCCCAGCUGUGCUUGCUACAGUCCAGCAAGUUUGCAUUGGAGGAAGCCAUGGAGGAUUUGACGUAUCACAUCCACGACUGCGUUUGGACCAUGCCUGAGGUUCAACGCGUACCAGCUACCUCCUGGCAGUGAGACAGCGCCGGCCUCUUCCAGAGAGCAGCUGCGAAGCUUCUUGGGGUUCACUUCUGUGUCAUGUGCGCCUCAUGCCACAUUUGGAAUCAAUUAAAAGCCCGAAGCCUGCUUCUCAUGCAGGAAACUCCAGGCUCAAGAGAUGGACUUCCAAGGGCCACCGGCCAAUGCGAAGGAGAUUUUGCCAUUUCAAGGCAGUGUUCAGCUACGUUGGACGUUGCCUGAUAGAGCUCUUUAGUGUGCUACCAAAAUCCUUGAGGUAGCCUCGUCUUGGCUGUGUUUAUUUGAGCCGCUUGCCCCCGGGAUCACAGCCAAGUUUGAGGGGAAAA